Molecule: messenger RNA, 4607 nt
Organism: Cheilinus undulatus (humphead wrasse)
Lineage: Eukaryota; Metazoa; Chordata; Actinopteri; Labriformes; Labridae
Gene: rbm25b
Product: RNA binding motif protein 25b
Exons: 17
Coding region: 175-2616 (813 amino acids)
Biological process (GO): regulation of alternative mRNA splicing, via spliceosome; mRNA processing
Cellular component (GO): spliceosomal complex
Molecular function (GO): mRNA binding
Source: RefSeq, a predicted model, not a curated record
UAGUCUGGUACGUAAAGCGCUUGCGUCAAUGUUUUUGAAGGCCCGUGACUAGCCAGCGUGCUAAUCAAACAUUCGGAACGUUACAAAGAAUUUUAAUUAUUACUUACCGUCAAGUUGCAGCUUUUAUAACUUUAUACGCCACCUUGUUUGAGGUCGGUUCAGUUUUCAUCCAGAAUGUCCUUCCCCCCUCACCUAAAUCGGCCGCUGUUGCCCCCACCUGGGAUACCUCCACAAUAUGCAGGUUUCCCCUCAGGCACACCAAUGAUCCCAGUUCAUGUGGGCAUCAUGACCUCCACCCCAGCAGUGAUGGUUCCCUCUGUGCCCGUGGUUAGUAAGCCUCCAGUCCAUAAGAAGGAUAUUGCUCCUCAGCGAGCCAAGGACAACGACGAGAGCAGUGGACCUACCACCACAGUGUUUGUGGGGAACAUAUCAGAAAAAGCUUCAGAUAUGCUGAUCAGACAGCUGCUUGCUAAAUGCGGGAUUGUUCUGAGUUGGAAGAGGGUUCAAGGAGCAUCUGGCAAGCUUCAAGCUUUUGGGUUUUGCGAGUACAAGGAGCCAGAGUCCACACUGCGAGCCCUUCGGCUGCUUCAUGAUCUUCAGAUUGGAGACAAGAAUCUAUUAGUGAAGGUGGAUGCCAAAACUAAAGCUCAGCUGGACGAGUGGAAGGCUAAGAAAAAGACUGCCAAUGGGAAUAAUAAGGCUGAGGAUGGAGGUGAUGAUGAAGAGGAGGUUCUAGAUGAGGAAACAAAGAAGAAGGAUCAGAUCGUCAAAGGUGCUAUUGAUGGACUGAUGAGGGAAUAUGCUGCAGAGCUCAACGCACCUUCAACAGAUGAGGACUCUCAGCGAAGAAAGAGGAAAAAAGAGAAAAAAGAGGAGGAUGACAUCAACACAAUUGACAUGGAGGAGGACAAGAGAGACCUGAUCUCCAGAGAGAUUAGUAAAUUUCGAGACACCCACAAGAAACUAGAAGAAGAGAAGGACAAGCGGGAGAAGGAGCGGCUGGAGUUUGAGCGGGAGAGGAGGGAGCGGGAAAAGGAACGGGAGCGGGAACGAGAGCGGCGAGACCGUGAGAGGGAGAAGGAACGGGAGCGGGAACGAGAGAGGGAAAGGGAGCGAGAGCGGGAGAGAGACAGAGACAAGGACCGUGACCGCAGGACAAGAGAGAGGGAGCGAGACCGAGAAUGGGAGAGGGACAGAAGCCGUGACAGGAGCCCUGACCGCAGCAGAUCCAGAGAGGUGAGUCGCGACAGAGACAGAGAAAAGAAACGAGACCAAGAGGAUGAAGAAGAGGCAUAUGAACGCAGGAAGCUGGAGAGGAAGCUCAGAGACAAAGAAGCAGCCUAUCAGGAGCGUCUAAAAAACUGGGAGCUCAGGGAGAGGAAGAAGGCACGGGAUUAUGCCAAGGAGUCUGAAAGAGAAGAUGAACGCCGGCGUGAAAUGGUUAAGGAAGGCAAACGGUUAAAAGAGUUUCUUGAAGACUAUGAUGAUGAACGAGAUGACCCCAAGUACUACAGGGGCAGUGCGCUGCAGAAGCGACUCAGAGACCGAGAGAAGGAGAUGGAAGCGGACGAGCGUGACAGGAAGAGAGAGAAGGAGGAGCUGGAGGAGAUCAGACAGAGGCUGCUAGACGAGGGACAUCCAAACCCAGACGCAGAGCUACGCAGGAUGGAGGAGGAAGAGGAGGAGCGUCUCAGACAACCUCCCAUCAUCCAAGAGCCAGAGCCCGUAGUGGAACGGGAACGCCACAGGGGUUCAAGAGACCACAGAGACCGCCGACAGGACCACCAGGACAGAGGAGAGUCCAGAUCAAGGCCCGCCCACUCAGAUGAUGAGGUGGAGGAGGGCGAGGAUGAUGAUUAUGACAAUGAUGAAGAUAACCCUGAUGUGAAACCUUGCUUGAAGCCAACAAUGCGGCCAAUCACAGCAGCACCCUCAGUGUCAUCGGCCAGUGGUAAUGUGUCCCCAAACACACCGGGAGAGGAGUCCCCCUGCGGCAUCAUCAUCCCCCAUGAGAACUCGCCCCCUGAGGCACUGCCGCAGGAGGAGCACCGGCCAAAGAUCGGCCUCAGUCUCAAACUGGGUGCCACAGGAAGCCCCAGUCAGCCCAACACAGGGAAGAGGAAGAAGCUGCCUGUGGACAGUGUCUUUGACAAGUUCGAUGAUGAGGAGGCAGAUGAGCAGCCUCGCAAGAGGAAGCUGGUGCCCCUUGACUAUGAUGAUGACAAAAGCCUUGGGGUGGAUGGAGCCGGUCUCUCCAGCAUAAAGGGGGCCAACUCAGAGGAGAAACGGAAACACAUCAAGAGUCUGAUAGAAAAGAUUCCCACAGCGAAGCCUGAACUGUUCUCCUACCCACUCGACUGGUCCAUGGUGGACACGACAUUAAUGGAGCGACGUGUUCGGCCGUGGAUCAAUAAAAAGAUCAUCGAGUACAUCGGGGAGGAGGAGCCAACGUUAGUGGACUUUGUCUGCUCUAAGGUGAUGGCUCACAGUAUGCCACAGAGUAUCUUGGAUGAUGUUGCCAUGGUUCUUGAUGAAGAAGCCGAAGUCUUCAUAGUGAAGAUGUGGAGGUUACUCAUUUAUGAAACUGAAGCAAAGAAGAUCGGACUGGUGAAAUAAGCAAAAACUACACACAUAACGAAGAUAAACAUUCUUUUUCUCAAACAUUGUGUAAAAUAGUGUAGCGCAGUGUCAUCCCAAACAAACUGUAACUUCAGAUCCUCAUCAUCCUCAGAUUCACAUCAGUCAUUCAGGUCACAUUUCUGUCUUCUCAACAUACUCAGGCUACGUUCACCACCCCUUUCUGUUUGCAGGUGCUGACUGUGUCUGUGUGCUUUUGUGUAAAUACAGUAUACAUCCUUAUUGGACUGUGAUGAAUAAUUCUGAGGAGACUGCUGACAGAAACACCACUGUUGUGUUGCUGGAUAAGGUGUUUUUGCUCCUAUAUUUGAUUUAAACACUCACCAUCACAUUCUACAGGAGUGGUUAAGACAAUUAACAUUUAUGUUAAAGUCUCCUGAAAUUAUCGACAGGUGUGUUAAGUGAACACAAAUCUGAGAGUAUGCAAAAUACAAGGAUGUGAUUUUUUUUUAAGGUUUAUUUAUUCAGGGUUUUGGACUCAGCUCCAGUUUCUGUCAAGUCCUCCCUCUCUACAUUCUCUGUACCACAUUCCUGAUGGUGGUGUCGGCAUGCUCUCACCCUCAGACCAUUUCAAAAAAAGCACCUUGUCAUUUAAAAUGUGACGAGACCCACUGAAUAUCUCGGGUGGUGACAUCCUCCUGCUGUCAAAGCACACGCAUUCAAAACACAUCAUAACCACUAUAAGAUAAUGAGCUCAGAACAGGAGAGGAAACUUUUGGUCUUGAAGUUGUAAAGAUGAUCUCCAUUUGUUUUUGUAUUGGUGAACAUUUGAAUAAAACAGAUUUUUAUAACCGUUUGAACCACUUAUUAACUCUCCCUACCUCUGUAAUCUAUCACUGAUAUUUAAGUUACUUUUAGACCAUGGCCCUAGUUAGAUUUGAUCCAAUUUGAGAACUUCAACCAAAAAACUCUUUCGUUCUUGUAUUUAAACUCAUAUUGAUAUAGAACUGAAUCAGUCAUUAACAUUUAACAGCACAGACUCAUUAAAUAAUUAGCAAGGCCAUGGCACAUGGAUCAAACAGUGACUUAAUGAUUUAAUUCAGUCUCAGCUAGGAUGACAAAUUAAAUGUGGAGCAAUUAUCUUAAAUGUUUAAUAAACACUUGCAGGAACAAGCUUACUCAGCCGUUUCUAGUUUCAAAGCCUUGCUUUAAAGCUUCUGUCAGGAACUGUUGGUUUGUGUUGAUUUUAGUGACAAAGUGGUCUUUGCUGAUCUUGUCCUGAACCUACUUGAACAGCGUUUUUCAUUAAACAUCAUAAGCUGUUGUUUCACUCUGAGGUGAAAAAGUUUUCAUUUUCAGCAUCAGUCACAAGCAACACGUCAUGACGGCUCAUGUCUGAGUAUUUCACACUGGCAAAUUGGCCUAUGCUGUUUUAAAGCAGUGGUUCUUAAUCUCAACUGAUGGGUCAGGACCUGAAACGGCGUCACAGAGCUGGCUUCAUUAGGUCCCUAAUGUGAGCCUGGAAAUUAAUUGCCAAAGUUUAUGCCUUAAAGCUCUACAUGUGACAACUUUCGUGAAUGUUAUUUUUCUGAGCUCAUGACUGACAUAUCUAAUAUUCUUAGAUCAAAAUAAUCUGAAAUUCCCAUGAUGUUCAUUUCUUGAGAUCUCAAGGAAACAGAGUAGAAUAAAAUGUGUGAACAAGCUUUUAAAAAUAUUUUUGUCCUGCUCUUUGUGAAGACUCACUCAUGCUCCAUCUUGGGUCCAAACUGCAGCAUUUUUAGAAACUCUGGAUGCGAUUCUUUAUUGAGGUGGUGGGUAAUGAGGCUAGACCAGUUGAGAGCCUCUGGUUUAUAACUCAUAGCCAGCUUUUAAGAUUUAAAAAAGUUUUUCAAAUUUGUCUUGUGCGCAGCAUUUUACGGCAAGUUACUUGAGAUUUUGAGGAAUCAACUUUUUAUCACAGGAACACAAAAUAAAAUGUAGGAUUAUUGAAAGAAAAACAAUCAUGGCCAAUAUAAUUGGCUUUUUUGCUA